Meyerozyma guilliermondii ATCC 6260 is the source of this 351-nucleotide messenger RNA. RefSeq lists its product as uncharacterized. Bases 1 to 351 code for a protein of 116 amino acids. The transcript has a single exon. Lineage: Eukaryota; Fungi; Ascomycota; Pichiomycetes; Serinales; Debaryomycetaceae. The record is from RefSeq and is a predicted model, not a curated record.
AUGAUCCGAACAGCUACACGUUUUGCUCAAAAUGCAAAGAGUAUAAGAAUCUCCAGACGUUACCAAACUACGUUGACGUUUUUCACAAAGGACACUUGCAUGUUAUGUACCAACGCAAAACAAAUUUUGCACGAAACUUUGCAACAGCCUGAGCUUCAAGACACUCCAAUUAAGUUGAAAACAAUAGACAUUAUGAAGGAAGAGAAUGCCGAGUGGUUUGAUAUCUAUUGCUACGACGUGCCCGUUCUUCAUGUUGAACGCCCUGGGCAACAGAAACCCGUCAAGUUCAUGCACUAUUUUGACAAAAAGAAGUUGAUGGAAGAAUUUUUGAAGACGGAAAAGCGGAUAUAG